CGCGAAAUUGUUUCUUGGAGUUCAAGUCAGAGAGAAUGAGGGAGAGGGGGAGGAAAAGAGAGAAAAGAGAAGCGGCGGCUGCUGCUGUGUUUGCAGCAGAAGAGGACAAGUUGACGCAUGUGUGACAACAGCGAAAUAUAAGCAGAGACAACAGCACAAUCUGAAGUCAGAGCUACAGGGACCCGCCACAUGAGGAUAGAGACAAAGGAAAAUAGGAGAGGAAUUUCAGACCAAGGUCUUUUUCUGAGGAGGGUGUGUGUUUUGUUUUGUUUUUUAUUCGCCCUGGAACCCGAGCAGGAGAAGCGCAGUCUUUACGGAACAGUCACGUUGAAGAUGACACGUGUGGACGGUUAACCGCAUGUUUUCAGGCAGGACUGUUUUGUGACCACACACUGUUGUGUAUCUUUAUUCUUGCUUCUUUGUGUUUGUGUUGUUAUUUUUUGCUCGGAUCAGUGAUGUCGGAGGUGGACGUCUCUGCAGACCGUGUCCCCACUCGACCUGCGGGCCAGGGCCGAACAGAGGACACGCUGAAAGAGAACCAAGAGAACAGGACUUUGCUGAUGGUGGCGAUGAUUCUACUGGACUUGAACAAAUGCAGUCCUGCCAUCAGCCAAGCAGGAACCGGUAAAUGUCUGACCAGCUGUGGUGACACCACCGGCGCCGCUGCUGCCGUUGCCUUAGAGAAGGCGGAGCCGAGGGGGAGCUCCCGGGCAUCAGUAGCAACACAGCAGUCCCGAAAUAAGGCGAGGGUUUCGGCUGCGAGGAGGCGGCAAGAGUCCCCAGAGAAGAGACACUGCUGUCCGUUUAACGGCUGCGGAAAGAUGUACGGCAAAUCAUCCCAUCUGAAAGCCCACCUCAGGGUCCAUACCGGUGAACGCCCCUUCGAGUGUACUUGGCCAGACUGUGGCAAGAAGUUCUCCCGGUCAGACGAGUUGACACGUCACUACCGCACACACACAGGCGAGAAGCGUUUUAACUGUCCAAUGUGUGACAAGUGCUUCAUGAGGAGUGACCACCUGACGAAACACGCCCGCAGACACGCAGGCUUCCAUCCCAGCAUGCUUCAGGGCUCCAGCGCAGCCAAGAGACGCCACUGCUCUGUUUCUGUCUCGUCUGACUCUGGAGGACAAAGCCCUGUGGGAGUGUGAGAGGAGAGACACCCCCCCCUAUUGUACAUGUACAUACAGUACACCGAGGUACAGGUUGUAGGAACUGUGGCAUAUACAAACAGGAUCACACCCACACAUGUAGCCCAUGGGAGGGUGUACGUACAGGGAAAUCACUCCCAAUCAGACGUCCCAACCAGCCAGACCACUAUUGGUUUGGCGUGUCUGCAGUGCAUGUAACGACAAAAAGAAACCUUACUGUGAACCUUACUUUUGUCACACCAGAGCUUCUCAUUGUUGUUCCUGAGGCGACUGGCAUUUAUUACACGUUCUUCAAGGGUCAAUCAGUCCGAUGUGGGGGUUUGGAAAUUUAUAAUUAUUUAAUGUGUUGUUAAAAGUGUUUUUUGGAAGGAUCCACUGACAGAGUGGAACGGUUGUACAUAUCACACAAACACUAAAUUGAUUCACGUCUUAAGAUGUGAAAAAACAAAACAAGAAACUCCCUAAGAACCCAACAGGAACUGGUGUUAACACUGGUACUGACUGACUGACAACAGUGCCAAUUAUCUUCUCUGUCGUGUUCACACUAUCAUUAGAUGCACUCUCGUUUUGGUCGCUCUAGAUUCCGGAACAUUUUAAUUUGUUUAUGGCAGUCAGAGAGCCACUGUACAUACGUAUAUGGGAGUGAGAGGGUUUUGUUGGUACCUCAUCUUCCGACCUGACUUGUCUGCGCUUAUGUAUUCUUACUUGAAACCACUAAUGUAAUCAGGUUAAUUUUACAGCAUUAGCUCUGCUUUAUUUUAAUAGAACCAGCCUUGAAGCUUAAACCAUGACUGGUUAUAAUGAGAAACAUUAAGUUGGGAAAAACAAGAGAGAAUUUAGGCCAGAUUGUUAUACCAUGCUUUGGUAUGUUAACACAACCCAAUUAUUAUAACAAUUUUUAAACAGAGGUAUGUAGUUGCUGACAUAGGCACCACACUGCUUUUUCAUAAUGACUGACUUAGAGCUAUGCAGUGUCUUGUAGGGAAUCCUAUUAUGUUUCAGGUCAAGAAUAUUUUGAGAAUGCCAUUUUUCUUUUUCUUUUUUAAAUCCUCAACCUCUUUGCAUAAACAGAUGCAUACAUUUUGAUCUCUCAGGUCCAAUGUUGACACCACGUUCAAACUUGGCCAAAGUGUCGCAGAGAUUUGGGAAAUGUCCUUACAUGAAUGUUAUUGCACACAUGAGCAGAUAUUUAACAUUUAACAGAAGAUUAUCCAGCCAGUCCAAGGGCAAAUGAACAGCAAAGCAGUAUUAUCAUGUAAAUAAAUGAAUCAGUAUGCAGUUGGUAUGUGAUAUUAGAGAGUAAUAAGACAAAGCUACUAUAUAGAGAAUUAUAGAACUUGGCUAUUGAAUAGAUUAAUGUGGACUUAGUAAUUCAGGUAUACUGUGAGCUUGUAGGUGUCGACAGUGUGUUUUCCAAUAACUGCACCAAAAAAAAAGUUUUGAGUCUGAUGCAAGAGCAUAACCUAUAACUAAACCUGUGUUGAAUUUUUCAGACAGGAAACCAUUACAGGGUAAAGUCUCUUCUGGGCUAAAACCACACUGAGUUAUGUUGAGUCAAAUCAUGCUAACUGUGAACUAAAACAACGUCUGUGCCUUUCAUCGGUUUCGUAGAAGAGAGAAAUUUCUACACUUUCAAGCCAUGAGUAAAAGGAGAACACUUAAAUGAAUGAACAUUGUCAGAUUAUUCAUGUUGAUAUUCAGCACAUAUGGAUAUCACCGAGGGUCUUUUAUAUGAACCAACAGUGCCAGUUGCUGCACAUUCACACUUAACUAUGUGUUUACUCUGUAUCUGGGCAUUCACACAUUAUCAGGGAACGUGAACCAUAGUCAUUCGAGUCUAUGUCACACCUCCUGGUGGUUACGUGGAAGCACAACAUUUUCAUAACAAAGUCCUUUUUGUUAACUCUCUGUCCUAGCAUUUAAAGGCACACUGUCAUGAUUAGUCAGUGAAUCCAUUAAUUCCAUUAUGUAGCAUGUUUUAUGUAUUUGUUUGGUGCUGCAAUUUUUCAUUUUUGUGCCAAUCUUUUAUAAUAUUACUAAUGGGAUGUAAGGUCUUAUUUGUCCACUACAGGAGGCUGAUGCCUUUUUGUUUGUUUUUUGUUUCUUUUAUAUUUGUCACAUUAACAAAGCUGUAAUUUUCAGGUAAAAAAACAACAACAAAUAAGUAAAUACCUGCAGCAGUCACUGUAACCAGGCUUCAUGACAUUUUCUUUCUGUUUUCCUACCACAUUUGAACUGCAGCAGCAUUGUCAGAAUAAUUGUUGCCUAAACUUGCUGUUUUAAAAUGCUUAAAUGCUGCCUCACAGUCCAUGGUUGCCUCUGCCAGAUUCUCCCCUUAAUGACAAACCAGAUAUUUUCAAGGAGACAAAACUGGACUGCAGGCCGGCCAGUCUAUUAGCAGAGGACUGAGUUAAGCAACAGUAGUUUUCUAAAUGGUUAAAGGUCAAGUAUAUUAAAGUCCAAAGUGAUUGAAUGCAGCAAAACAAAAUCCUUGUUUGACACCUUGUUUGAGAAUCGUUGCUGCAGGCACCAGUUCAGAAUUCAUUUACAUUAAACAAAUUGUCAUUUAAGGGCUUCAUUUUAAUUGUUUUUUACAUGUCAAAUGAAAGUUCUAAUUAACUAACAACCCACACACUCUAGGAUUUAUUGUAUUUUUUAAGGGAGUGAACAGACUUUUCUAAAAAACACAACACCAACCACGUACAUUUUCAACGUGCUGUCCUUUCUUUUUCUUCUGUGGCAUUAAAACAACUGUGAUAAGAUGUUUGUGCCUUUCCGAUUGAAGCUCGUACUUCUUACUUAUGCUACUGUACUAUAAUCAGGGACUUGUCAUUGCACAACCCAUUUUAUUGCAAUAUACGUACUGACGCUGUGUAGUAAUUACUGCUCUAAAAGUUUCAACAUUAAAGUUAUUUUCCUUUUUAAAUGUGG
Molecule: messenger RNA, 4079 nt
Organism: Cynoglossus semilaevis (tongue sole)
Lineage: Eukaryota; Metazoa; Chordata; Actinopteri; Pleuronectiformes; Cynoglossidae
Gene: klf9
Product: Kruppel like factor 9
Exons: 2
Coding region: 456-1148 (230 amino acids)
Biological process (GO): regulation of transcription by RNA polymerase II
Molecular function (GO): DNA-binding transcription factor activity, RNA polymerase II-specific; RNA polymerase II cis-regulatory region sequence-specific DNA binding
Source: RefSeq, a predicted model, not a curated record